AUGUGCAUCGAAAUCCUUGAUUCAGCAUGUCUCUACGCUGUUCUCCUUAUUCGAGAUACCAGCCGCGCCGAGCAUGAGCACAUGUGGCUGAAGUGGUUGGCUGCGCUCAAUGGUCUGAAUGGCGUAGGAGAACGAGAGGCUAUCCCGAGAGUGAGACACGUGAGCAUGAUAGUUGCAACCGUGGAUGUAGAUCUUUUGCUUGGACGGGUCGCAGCAGAAAGUCCGUGCUUCUGGUUGAUUCUGUUCAAAUGGGACGGAUUGAACUAUUGUAGAAGUUACACAUGCAUCUUGCUGAUGCUGUGGGUCGACGAAAAGUCCAUCGCGUUUGAGGAAUAUGCCUGCGCAUACUUUUUGACCAUGAGAUGUAUAUGGGCGGAUUUAGAAGCCGGGAAGUCCACUCAUCCACGGACGAACGAGACAUUGGUUGCGCAGCUCAGGGACCGUUAUGCCCAUCCAGAGAACAGCACUUCGGCAGCAGAAGCUGCAUUUGGGGUGAAGUUCAGCGAAAGCAUUUGGUAUGGUCGACGGCCUACACAGCAGGGCCAAAAUCUGCCAGAGACCUUGUGA
Molecule: messenger RNA, 567 nt
Organism: Pseudocercospora fijiensis CIRAD86
Lineage: Eukaryota; Fungi; Ascomycota; Dothideomycetes; Mycosphaerellales; Mycosphaerellaceae
Exons: 13
Coding region: 1-567 (188 amino acids)
Source: RefSeq, a predicted model, not a curated record